AUGCCCAUCCUCCAGGGGGCACCAGAUUGUUUGGAGGAGCAGAAUCCGGAACGUGGAGGCGGGCAUAUGAUCUCUACGGAUGAUCUCGAGUACCCGCGGGAGUACCGUACGCUGGGCAACGGAACCCGGCGGUUCUCCAACGUGGGUCUGGUCCACACGUCGGAGCAUCGGCACACGGUCAUCGCCGCCCAGAGCCUGGAGGCCCUGACCAACCUGCACAAAGCCGACAUGGAACGCAAACGUGACGCCUUCAUGGACCACCUGAAGAACAAGUACCCACCACAGCACUCCCUGCCCCCCUCCCCCUCCCCCUCGCACCACAGCAUGAGGGGCUCAGCGGCCGAGAGGAACGCCCGCGAACAGCAACAGCCCAACUACUGGAGCUUUAAGAGUCGAAGUCCACGUCACUCCCAGUCCACCCAGUCUGGUUUGGCUGACCAGGCCAGUAAGCUGUCCUUUGCUUCGGCCGAGUCUCUGGAGACCAUGUCUGAGGCCGACAUGCCGCUUGGUUUCAACCGCAUGAACCGUUUCCGCCAGAGUUUACCACUCUCCCGCUCCGCCAGCCAGAACAAACUGCGUUCUCCAGGCGUGCUAUUUCUCCAGUUCGGCGAUGAGACGCGACGCGUUCACAUCACGCACGAGCUUAGCAGUCUGGAGACACUGCACGCACUCAUCGUUCACAUGUUCCCGCAGAAGCUGACGGCGGGAAUGCUAAAGUCUCCAAACACAGCCAUACUAAUCAAGGACGAGGCGCGGAACGUCUUCUACGAGCUGGAGGAUGUGCGGGACAUACAAGACCGGAGCAUAAUCAAGAUUUACCGCAAAGAGCCUAUUUACGCCUCCUACCCCGCCGCUGCUCACCUGGCCAAUGGAGACCUGCGGAGAGAGAUGGUGUACACGUCCCGCGAUUCGUCUCCUACUCGACGUCUCAACACCCUCCCCUCCUCCUCAGCCUCUCCAAAUUCGAGCUCCCCUUCCCGUUCCCGCCUGUCCUACAGCGGGGGACGCCCCCCGUCCUUUGCCGGACAGGGCCACCCACACAGCCAAGGCUCCCAGCACUCUGCCCACUCCCAUCACCCCUCCCCCUCUCACGGACCUGGACAGGGUCUCUCCCCCUCCCCCUCCGCCAUCCUGGAGCGUCGGGACGUCAAGCCGGACGAGGAGGUCUCCGCCAAAAACAUGGUUCUCCUCAAAAACGAGGGUCUGUACGCCGACCCCUACAGCCUGGUCCACGAGGGUCGGCUAAGCAUUGCCUCCACUCAGUCCUUGGCCACCAUCGGUGAUCCGUUCGGUAGUUUCCCGGCGCCCGGAGGGCUUUACCGCCGCGGUUCAGUCCGUUCUCUCAGCACCUACUCCGCCGCUGGCCUGCAGGGGGACCUAGACGACGCCCUGUACAAGCCCGGGGGUCCGCUGUACUCGGACACCUACGGAACCACGUCCACGCUGGGCAUGGGGUUCCGUCUGCCCCCCUCUUCCCCGCAGAAGAUUCCGGAUCCCGUGCAGCUCCGAGACAGGGACUCCUAUUCCGGGCCGCCGAGCCGUGGCUCCCCCAUCCGCCAGACUUUCCGCAAGGAUUCGGCCUCUUCGUCUGUGUUCGUGGAGAGCCCAAAGUCCCGGCCCAGUUCCAGUUCGGACCCCCUGAGCGUGGUCCAGGGUGGAGGGUCGGGAGGUGGAGAUGGUGGAAGGGGAGUAUCUGCAUAUGGCUCACCGCUGGCAGGGAAUGAGAGCGAGACACGCAGGGAUCGUAUGGAGGCAAUGGAGAAGCAAAUAGCCAGUCUCACUGGCCUGGUACAGAGCGUACUGACCAGAGCACCGGACAGCGACAGCACAUGCGGCCUGCUGCGUCUCUGCAUGAUGGCGGGCUGCCCUCCGGACCAGGGGGCGGAGUUUUCACGGCCCUUCCCUUUCUCUUCCAGCGAGAAGACCGAAUCCACCAGCGACGGCUCCGCCACAGGAACUGGCCGCCUGAAGUGGAAAGCUCAGACACCCUCUGCCCCGCUGGCCCUGAUGCCUCCGCCCUCCUCCACGGCAUCGCAGACCAACACCGUCUCCAAACUCCAGAUGCAACUCCACCUGCACGACCUUCAGCAAAACGCAACUGACCUGCGCAAACAACUAGCUCAGCUGCGCAAGAUGCAGCUUCAGAACCAGGACUCGGUGCGUUCUCUGCUGAAGAGGACAGAAACAGAGCUGAACGUUCGUGUGUCUGAUGCUCUGAGGAAACAAGAGGAUCCUCUCCAGAGACAGCGCCUCCUGGUGGAGGAAGAGAGACUUAAAUAUCUCAAUGAAGAAGAGCUGAUUAUCCAACAGUUACACGAUCUGGAGAAGUCCGUGGAAGAGAUCCAGAAAGAGUCGUCUGUCAACCAUAAACACGUGACAGUGCAGGAGCUGGAGGAGAAAGCCACGGUGCUGAGGAAACUCGGAGAGACUUUGACCGAGCUGAAGAACCAGUUCCCGGGGCUGCAGAGUAAGAUGCGGGUGGUGCUGAGGGUGGAGGUGGAGGCAGUGAAGUUUCUGAAGGAGGAGCCACACAGACUGGACGCUCUUCUCAAACGCUGCAAGAGUAUCACAGACACGCUGACCACACUGAAGAGGCAGGCAAAUGAGGGAAUGUGGAAGAGCCAGGAAGAUUACUCUAGCCCCUCCCCCAAGCACAGCAUUGCCGGGGGCGACGACCUUAGAAAGAACUCUGACUUUGACAUACCCACCAGCCCGCCGCUAAACCUUACAGACAGCAGCCUGGCCAAUUGGAGCCCUCACUCUGUCCAAGGACACGCCCACAGCCACUCCCAUGGCAACCCGACACAACGCGAGCGGGACUCCCAUGGGGCGGGGCCUCUGAAGGGGCGUGGCCUGGAAGAAAUGAGUGGGCGUGGAGGGCCAGAAAAAGCCUCCUCAGUAGAAGUUCGUCUGGCUGCAGAGCGUGACUGGGAGGAGAAGAGAGCCAGUCUGACUCAGUACAGCGCUCAGGACAUAAACCGGCUGCUGGAGGAGACACAGGCCGAGCUUAUGAAGGCCAUCCCAGAUCUGGACUUCGCUGCCAAACAGAUUAAACCAGCACAAACCCAGAACCAGAACCAGAACCAGAACCAGAACCAGAACCAGAACCAACCCAGUACAAACACCACCCCCGAGCACAGAACUAACAAACCCCAGCACGCCACACACAAACUCUCCAGCAAAGAGGCCAGUUCCCGACGCGGAUCAGAUGAGUUGACGGUGGCGAGGUAUCGUACAGAGAAACCUUCAAAGUCGCCCCCUCCCCCUCCGCCGCGCCGAAGUUUCCCAUCAUCCCCUGGGCUCACCACGCGCAGCGGGGAGACUAUCGUACCUGCCAAGAAUUUUAAGAAAUCGGAGUCGGAGGAGAUGGAGAUGCAGAAGCCGCACGUGAAGUUGAGGAGGAGUGUCUCCGAAGCCCCCCGGCCCGCCUCCACCCCUCCCACCAUCGCCUCCGGAGAGAAGGAGGACAUGGAGGACGAGAAGAUCACUGCUGAGCUGGAGUUGUUUGUGCGCGCUCCGCGUGGAGCUCACCACACCAGCACCCUCCUUCUCCCUUCUCAACCAAUCAGGACAGGCUCCGCCCCUUCCAUCCCCCAUCUGAUGCCCCAUGGGGCCACAGUGGGAAAGGUGCACUACAGUGCGUCCCCAAAUACGGUCCCCCAGAUUGUGUUGACCGAGUGUGCUUCAGUUCCACACUCUCCAACGGAGGACUCUGAAGGGAGACCUAUUUUCAGCUGCACAUGGAUAGACGGUUAUACGGAAAAUGACAUAAGAACAGGAAAUGACAUCAUUUGCCAGGCCACAGCACACGGCCAAUCACUUUGCAGACAAGAGCCGGUAACCCGCCAAGAGAUCCUUCUGACACGAAACGGGUCUCAGAGCCUGAGGGAGGUCCAGACCAGAAGACCAUCUGGUGGAAUUGUGUACCAAAAUACUUCACCACCAGUUAGGGAGAGGCCAGCAAAAUCAUCACGAAAGCCAGAACUGAGGAUACAAGAGUCUUACGAGUUGGAGGAGGAGGAGGAGGAGGACGACAAGACGCGGAGGGAUGAAGAUAAAGGAACCCGGGGAGAGAGAGAGGACAUUCGCAGAAGUACCUACCGGCGACUGGACAGUCUGGAAGAGACGAUACGCGAGUUGGAACUCAGUCUGGUUGAGUUUAGCACCCAAGCCAACGUGGGGCUCCUUUUCCCCCCUUCAGAUAAACCCCAGGAUCACCCUACCCACAUCUCCAAUGCCACCACCAGCUCCAAGGCUCACGACCCCCCAGGCCAGACUCUCUCCCAAACUGGAGGUGGAGGAGAGAGAGACAGACCCCCUGUUCCACCCAAACCAACCUCCAUCACCACGGCAACAGCCAAGACGGGCGGUGGUGGGAAGGCGUUGUCUCGGCUAAAGCACCUGCAGCAGAGUGGUAUGGAGAAGAUCAAAACAGGCAAACAGAGAGACGACUUCAUAAAGAGUCAGCAGCAGGUACGAGCCCUUUCCUUCACUCUCUCAGAGGCUCGUAAAGUCGACCCUCUCCUCUCUGGCACCAGGGCGGCCAGUUUCUCAGGCCGUCUGCCAACGGGCCUGCGCAAGUACCCCCAGGAGGGGGCGCUGUCGUCUCUCACCGCCUCGUCCAAUCAGGCGAGAGCUCUGUUGGCCAGCCUGUCGGCCUCCAGCCUUAGCGCCGAGGCCUUGCUCCUUUCCUCCACCAUCAGACACCACCGUCUCCUUCGGGAGCAGCGCUCCAACUCCUGCUCCUCCUCCAUCCCCGUGUCGAACGGCCGCUCCCCGCCCUCGCCCACGCCCUCCUCCUCCUCCUCCACCUCUCCUUCCUCUCCUCUCUCCGCUCUCUCCCUCUCUUCCCUGGCCCUGAAACCCUCCGAGCGAAGCCUACAGUUUCCCGACUCCGCCCUCGACAGCCUAAAAGAGAAGAGCGCGACCUUUCCCAAGACCGUCUCCCACGGUGACGCGGAAUGA
Chanos chanos (milkfish) is the source of this 4965-nucleotide messenger RNA. RefSeq names its product SRC kinase signaling inhibitor 1a (gene srcin1a). The record is from RefSeq and is a predicted model, not a curated record. Gene Ontology annotation, biological process: regulation of dendritic spine morphogenesis. Lineage: Eukaryota; Metazoa; Chordata; Actinopteri; Gonorynchiformes; Chanidae. The transcript has 23 exons. Gene Ontology annotation, cellular component: actin cytoskeleton; cytoplasm; postsynaptic density. The coding region runs from base 1 to 4965 and encodes 1654 amino acids.